Molecule: messenger RNA, 3855 nt
Organism: Bicyclus anynana (squinting bush brown)
Lineage: Eukaryota; Metazoa; Arthropoda; Insecta; Lepidoptera; Nymphalidae
Gene: Bap55
Product: actin-like protein 6A
Exons: 8
Coding region: 149-1432 (427 amino acids)
Biological process (GO): nervous system development; regulation of transcription by RNA polymerase II
Cellular component (GO): NuA4 histone acetyltransferase complex; SWI/SNF complex
Molecular function (GO): chromatin binding
Source: RefSeq, a predicted model, not a curated record
GUCUGUGGUGUCAAACUAGUGAUCUGUGGUGUCAAAAGCCGAAAAAAAAUAUCGGUGGUUCCGUUCGCAGCAAAUUGUUUAGAGUUUUUUAAAAAAUUACAUUAUUAAAAACGUUCUAUUAAUUAAUUAAGUUAGUUUUAAUUGAAAAAUGAGUGGGCCAAACGGCAUGUUAUACGGUGGAGACGAGAUAGGUGCUUUAGUGUUUGAUCCUGGGCAUCAUUCGUUGAGGGUUGGUUAUGCCCAGGAAGAUACCCCUAAAGCUGAUAUACCUGCGGUGAUAGGAGUAGGACCUGCUACUCAUAUACCAGAUGCUGAGGAAAAGGUUCCAGAUGGUAAUGUCACACAGACCGCGACCAAAAAAGAUGAGUUGCGAUACUACAUCGAUGUAACAGAGCUGCAUGUGCCGCGGCCCAACAUGGAAGUGCAGACAUACAUGAAAGAUGGACAAGUCGACAAUUGGGAUCUGUUUGAGAAGAUGCUGGAUUAUUGCUACUCUAAGGUUAUAAGGUCGCCGUCAGAACACCACCCGGCUCUGUUCACGGAGGCUGUGUGGACCACCCGGCCGGCGCGGGAGAAGCUCGCCGAGCUGCUGUUCGAGAAGUACCAGGCACCGGCCUUCUUCCUCGUCAAGAAUGCGGUGCUGGCUGCGUUCGCCAACGGGAAGUCCACGGCGCUGGUGGUGGACGCUGGCGCCAGUCAGACAUCCGCUGUUCCUGUCAUAGAUGGAUACGCUCUAGUGAGUGCAGCGGUGCGGUCCCCGGUGGGCGGCGACCACUUGGUGGCGCAAGCGAAGCACAUGCUCAACAGCGCGCACAUACAGAUGCUGCCCAUAUACAGUAUAGCGAGUAAAGAAGUGAUCCGCGAGAGGGAGCGAGCUAGAUACACACUGAAGACGCUGCCCGCCGGCUUGACGCACUCGUGGCAGCAGUACAUGCUGAAGAGACAGUACGAGGACUUCGUACACUGUGUCGCACAGGUAUCAGAGUCAGCGUACGACGAGCGGGUGGCGGCUUCGGUGCCCGCUGCUCACUACGAGUUCCCCGGCGGCUACCACCAGGACUUCGGCCCUGAGCGGUUCAAGCUCACAGAGUGCCUUUUCGAGCAGAGUUUAGGAGCGCCGCACUUAGUGUGCGCGGCGGCGGGCGCGUGCGACGCGGACGCGCGCGCGGCGCUGUGGGGCGCGGUGGUGGCGUGCGGCGGCGGCGCGUGCGCGGGCGGCUGGCUGGAGCGGCUCAGCAAGGAGCUGAGCAGCCGCGCGCCCUCCGCGCACCGGCUCAAGACCAGCGCGCCGCCCGCGCACCACGAGCGCAGGUUCGCCGCGUGGAUCGGUGGCUCCAUACUGGCGUCCAUCGGCUCGUUCCAGCAGAUGUGGAUCUCCUCCCAGGAGUACGACGAGGGGGGCAAGGGGCAGCUAGAGAGGAAGUGUCCCUAGGAGUGACUCACCCGGGGGGAGGGUGGAGGGGAGUGACACUUGUGGACAUUUGUGAAGUGCUCGGCUUUAGAGGGGAACAUUGUAGCCUAGUUAGUUAGUGUCGAAGUAUAGUUAGAGUAUCGUGCGUUGAGCAUUUUAGGUAUCAGUGGUAAUGCAGUGGCGCGGCAGCAGGGCUAACUUCGCGUGUCUUGAUUUUAGUGUACUUACGACCUGCGAAAUAAGUGUUUCAAUUAUAAAGUUUAUUUGCAAGCCUUGCCAACAACAAAUACAUCUUUUUUUUACAAGUUAGCUCUUGACUACAAUUUCACCUGAUGGUAAGUGAUGAUGCAAACUAAGCGGGCUAACUUCUCAGGAGGACGAUGAAAAUUCACACUCCUUACGGUUUCUACACGACAUCGUACCGGAACGCUAAAUCGCAUGGCGGUACGUCUUUGUCGGUAGGGUGGUAACUAGCCACGGCCGAAGCCCUCCACCAGCCAGACCUGAACCAAUUAAGAAAACCUCAAUCGGUCCAACCGUGGAUCGGACCCAGGACCUCUGUCUUGUAAAUCCACCGCGCAUACCACUGCGCCACGGAGGCCGUCGGACAUGAUACAUAUUAAUAAUUAAAUUUACUCGUAAUAAAACUAAGAAUUAACAGUGUAUUAAUCAUUAUUAAUAAAAUACUUAUAAUAAAUACACGCCAUCUAAAUGUUCACAUGGUCAUGACUACGCUAAGCAUGUUAGUUCAUAAGUCGAUUUUUUUGUAUGUGUAAAAAUAUGUCAAAGUCGCUGGCAAACUUAAUUAAUAAAUAACUUGUCAUCGAUCUCCUAUUAAAAAGUAGAUGCACAAUCAGCGAUCAAAACGUCCCCACUCAAUGAGUGCCAAACACAACUUCUUGGCACUCAAUUCAAGUAGUCGCAUUUGAAAAUUCAACUUUAAACUCAAUUACACACGCUAAGGUUAAAUUUGCUCUGAAUUUGGGAUUUUAUUGAAUACUAGCUGAUAGCCUAUAGCCUUCCUCAAUAAAUGGGCUAUCUAACACUGAAAGAUUUUUUUAAAUCAGACCAGUAGUUCCUGAGAUAAGCGCGUUCAAUCAAACAAAACAAAUAGUACAGAUUGGACUAUAUUUAAAGGCCUUUAGGUAUAAUUUUCUUUACCAAUAAUUCUCAAACUGUCAAAGUAAAAUUGGCUAUUUUUUAAGUGAAAUUUUCUACAUGAUUGUGCGUCAUUUAUUAUAAGAGGUCAAUGUAACUUGUCAUCAAAAUUGUUGCUGCUCGCUAAAAUUGUCUUCAAUAUUUAAUAUCAAUAGGCUAGUUGACACUUUUUUAAAUGUUUUUUUUAGACGUGAUUACAUGAAAAAUUCAAUUAUUAAAUAAUUAUGUUUUUGACAAUACGAACCAAAACGCCUGUCGGCCAUGAUGGUCUGUAUUUCAACUGUUUCAUGACGUCACUACAUCACAUCCCUUACAAACGGAGCGUUUGACAAAAAUAAUAGUUAACAUUUAGUACAUCAAGUAACAUUGUGUUGUGACGUCACACAAUGGACGACAGUGUUUUCACGUUUAGAUAAUUUGAAAAUAAUAAUAAUAAUAAUUAAGAAGAAGCUUUCGCUUAACUGUUGGAUCAAGAGUCGGAUCCAAAAGACAGUGAUUCUUGAGACGGCGCGUAUUGUGAGGAGGUUCCUCACUCUGGAGCCCUGACCACCGGUUGCUUGGGCACUCAAAUGUCCCGCAGCGGGAGGGUGAAUUUUUUUUUAUAAUUUUUUAAUAAUGUUUUGUAUUUUUUACUUAUAUUGUUAAAAAUUUAAAAAAGAGAAGUAAUAAAUAAAUGAGAGAAUAAUAAUAAUACUUAAAAAAAAUGAAGUUUUAAGUGUUUUAAUAUUUUUAAAUGAAGUUUUUUAAGAAAUCCUUAACUUUUAUUAAUUUAUUUAAAUUCAAAUUUUUCAAACGUCAAAAACGCUGUCGUCCAUUUUCUGACGUCACGAACACACUUGAUGUACUAAACGUCGAACUAAUAUGUUUGCCAAACGCUCCGUUUGUAUGGGAUUUAUUAUAGUGACGUCAUGAAACAGUUGAAACAUAGACUGUCAUGGCCGACAGGCGAUUUGGCUCGUAUUGUCAAAAACAUAUUUUAUAACUAAAAUUUUCGUGUAAUCACGUCUCAAAAAAAUAAUAAAAAAAAGUUUAAGUCUAGUAGAACGAUAAUGAACUAUUUAAGACCAUUUAAAAAUGUGUCAACUAGCCUAUUAGACCGCCAUUAUCAAAUGACAUCAAGGCAUUAGCGCCGCGUCUACGGGACUUGUUUCGUUGCGCGGAGUCUACACGGUGACCGUACUAUCUUGUGAUGAAGAAAUUAUAACACUAUACGUUCAGAAUAUGCUUUAUUUACAAUAAUUUUUAAUCAGUAUGACUAAGUUAAUAAUAAAUAAGUACAUUUGUAA